ACAUUUUAGGAGAAGCGUAUGUUUCUUCUGGAGCAGGAGAUUCUCCUGGAGCAGACGGGGCACUGCCGCUCUCGAUUCUGCGGCGAUUUACACCAAACCCUUCGGCAGCAGUGACAGGAAAAAAAAAUGGCGAAGCUGGUUGACAAGGAAGGAGAUUGGGAUUUCCACCUGCGAUCCCUUUCUGCUAACGCGAGAGACUCUACUGCUGCUAGUGAUCCAGCUUCGGAUCCAUACAUCCUCCAAUCCGUUAAAAAGAUUUACGACAUCUGCAAGGAAGCUAUGUCGGAGGAUUUGGUCACCCGCGCUUACCCGCAUAUCAACAAACUCUUCCACCGAUCGGUGGUCGCCCUGCCUCAGUCCCAGACCUCCAAUGGGCUUCUAUUACUGACCAUCCUUCAAUUUUUUCUUGAUUUUGGAGAAAUGGUUCUACACGAUGCUGAUCCUAGCUUAAGGACCUUUUUCCGCUCAUGUUUAAGCAGAGAGUUUGCAGACCCUCGUGUUGCAGAAGCCACUCUAGACUUCCUUAACCUGAACAAAAUAAAGCUUAUUAAUGUUUAUCCCACAUUGCUACCUCAGUUCUUCCCUUUACUAUUGAAGUUGAUAGCCUGGAAUGGUGAGAAACUGGAAGAAAAAUUUCAAUCAGUUUUACCGGCAAUGAUGUCAAAUGGAUCAUUUCUUCCCCUAUUUCCAUCUCUUACAGACCUACCAAUACUGGUGGUGGCCUUGGAAAAGGUGGAAAGGAGCUCUGGAACUCUUCUGGGAAGCAGUAUCGCUUCUAUCCAGAAAAGUGCAGCUCCUGAGAUGCUACUUGCAUUAAUGGAUGAAGCCUAUACUGGGUCAACUAUAGAAGAUCGUUCUGGUGAUUCUGGAUCUGAAGACAGCAACAGUAUUGAUGUAGCUGAUCCUGUUUUUCUUGACCUUCUAAAGGAUGAGAAUGAUGGGCUUGUUGAACGACAUUGGACGUCACCAGGGAUGACCGCAGCCCUACAGGCUGCCAUAAAUUCAUCACAGUCUGAUAGGCUAAAACAAGCUCUUAAUAUGACACCGAGGUUUCUUUCUCUGUAUUUUGCAGUAGCAUUACGAGAUAUCAAUGAUUCAUUGGUGUGCGCAUUAAUUCCAAUUGUUAUGUCAAGAAAUUCUACUAUAUUUCCAGACAAGACUUUCGCUUUUGAGGCGCGGAAGAGGCUUUCAGAUUUCAUUCUAGCUGCAUUCCAGGGAUCUCCUCAUUUUAUUGCGCUGCUGAAGAAGCCUAUUGUUGACAGAUUAGGUGAGGCCUACGAUAGUCCUAUAAAGACAGAGUUGGCUUUACAUUUAUGUUGGGCAAUUGGUGAGCAUGGAGGUGGGGGAGCUUCCCACAAGGAUGUUGCAAGGGAGCUCUUUGAGAGCUUAGAGUUACUUUUAUAUGAAAAUCUUUCUACCAGCCGCUUGGGCUUAAGCCAUGAAACAGGUUUUGAAUCAAAUGGGACAAAUUCAAGAAGAUCUUCACAAGUUAGGCUUCUAAGCUUUGUCAUAACAGCAGUUGCAAAGCUUGCAACAUUCCACACGGAAUUGCUUCCACGGGCUCAAGUAGCUCUGGCAAAGGUUGCCCGAUCCCGUGGAACAGACAAAAGAGUGUGGCAGCGGGCUUGUGACUACUUGGGAUUAUUGAAUGAACCCGCCAUAAGUUUAUCCAUUUUGGGGCCUUCAAUAGGGAAUGUUAAAAACCCUGGAACUGUUAAUUGGACUGAAGGUGGUUCUAAGAUGGUUGCUCAUGUUCCAUUUUAUAUUCUCGCUGGACAAGAAGGUCCACCUUUCCAUGAUUUCUCUUUCUCGGAUAUCUUUCCAUGCCACGACGGCUCCUUAUCAAAAGCAAGAACCAAGAAAAGCUGAACAAAAGAAUUGACAAUGUGCAUAGCUGCAGAAAAGAAAGAGAAAGCAUUCCAUGAUAUGAAAAUCGUCUUCAUCUCGUUGCCCACAUUGGCUUAGGCUUCAUUUGGGACGACUUUCUUAUCGCUUCUUAAAGUAGUUUUUUAGUACAAAAUUUUUUAUUUUUAUAUUAAAAAGUUGUUUUAAGAAGCAGUAAGAAAACCGUUCCAAACGAAGUCUUAGUAUUAGGAGAUUUUGGUUCCCAUCAUCAUAUAGUGGGCUUGUAUUAUAUAAUAAUUUCUUGUAUCUAUAGUUUUGCCUGUCAAGACAUAAUGAAAUGUUUGAGGUGUUUACUGUUCUGGAACAAUUUUUUGUGUGUGGACAUUUUUAAUUUCUCUAAUAAAAAUAUUAUGCUGUAUUGGAAACUA
Molecule: messenger RNA, 2273 nt
Organism: Dendrobium catenatum
Lineage: Eukaryota; Viridiplantae; Streptophyta; Magnoliopsida; Asparagales; Orchidaceae
Product: AP-5 complex subunit zeta-1
Exons: 16
Coding region: 127-1869 (580 amino acids)
Cellular component (GO): AP-5 adaptor complex
Source: RefSeq, a predicted model, not a curated record